UACCUUAUUUUCGGCGUUUAACCAAAUCCCUACAAAAACUCCAUACAUUUUCCCAUAAGCUUUGUCCAACGAACCAUGGCGGAGUUCGUGCAUACACAAAAUUGCCACUGCUCUGUAUUGGAUAAGCAGUUUCUGCCUAUCUUCAUAGAUCACGAAAACUAUGCGCACACUUCAAUGGGGCAAGUCCGUGAGUUUUGAUUCUGGAUAGCCAGAUACCAACAAUGACAAGAAACUGCUAUGUGGGGAAUCAUGCCAGGUUCAACAUUCAAAAAGUGCUGUGCAUGUGGUGGAGACAUCAGGGUGGCACGUCGCAAAUGUGACUUGUGUGGGGCAGCACAGCAACUGAAAAAAAAACUGGAGUCGCAGAAAGAUCACUACAAUGACAACUGGGCUCGAAACACCCUGAAGGGAAACAAUGUUGCCAAGGUUCUUAAUACUGCCCAUUUACUGAUCCACAAGCUGGAAAAGCUGGGGAUGGUCUCUUUGAUCCUUGUGGGACGCCCUAACAAUCCCUCCAUUGGCUGGUCUGAUGUUCUGUGUCCUCAGGACUUCAAAGACCAACAGGCCAAAACUGUGGAAGAGAUUAAAUUGAUAUUUGACACUGCCAUGAAAGCUUUACAUGAAAAAAUUACUCAAGAGGUGGCCCCAACCCCAGUCGAAGAUUGGCCACCACCCCAUUACAACCACACAUGUCUCCCACCUCCACCCCUCUGUAGCAGCAUAGCUAACGCUGAUGUCGGGACCUUGACAAAGUUGACACUGUUGCAGGUUUUUCUAAACGAGCGAUUACCAACAGUGGCUGCCGUGGAAAAAACGGUGUCGGAGUACCAGGAAGAAAUUUCCCGUUCAAAGGAGGAGAUCGAUCGUCUACGAAGGCUGCUGGAUUUGGCUUUCAAACCCGACAUAAAGUUACAUAUUGCAGACUCCCAGCAGCUCACUCUCCCUGUCCCUGAAGACAUUCCUCCUGAGCAGCAGGACUGGAGCCCCUGUCAGGGCCAGGAGGACCCAGAGCCCACUCAGAUUAAAGAGGAACAGGAGGAGUUUGGGACCAGUCAGGAGGAAGAGCAGCUUGAAGGGCUGAAGUCUGAUAUCAAAGAGUUCAUAUUCUCUCUACCCUGUGUAAAAAGUGACUAUGAUCAGGACCCUCCUCAGCCCUUAUAUCUUCCCCAAACCCAGACUAUGGAGAACAGAGAGAGGGACUCUCUUCCCACCAAAACAACUGAACAGACAUCAAAACAGAACCUAAUGGAGAGGGCUACAGUGCAUCAGAACCAACAAGUGAAUCUCAACCCCUCUCUGCAGUACACCCAGACUGCUCUGCAGCUCAGAUUGGGAACAGUGAAAGUGACAAUGGGGUGGACUGUGGAGAGGUACUGUCAGGGUUGCAGAAAGGACAAAGCUCCCAGAUCUCUACCCGGGUCAAUAAAGCCAGUGAACUGAAAGUGCCAUUGAAGGCUCACACAGGGGAGAGACAACACAGAUGUCCAGUAUGCAGUAAAUAUUUUCUGAAAACGAGCAAUUUAAAAAUACAUCAGAGAAUUCAUACUGGGGAGAAAUCAUUUCACAUUGGGGAGAAACCAUAUCAGUGCAAAGAUUGCAGCAAAUGCUUCAUCAGGAUGGGAAACCUGACUGAGCAUAUGAGAAUUCACACAGGGCAGAAAUUAGUCUGGCUGAUACCAAACUCAAAGUCCUCCUGACUUCAGGGUCUAUCGAGACUGUUUGAUGUUGUCAGCAGGAUGGUGUAUGGAGUUCUGUUCACAUUCUGUGAAGAAAUAGUAGGCAUUUUGGGUAUGUAAUUUUUUUUAUAGUAUGUGACAUUUCGAAAAUGUAUGUUUUAAAAGGAUCAGCCCCUUUUUUUUCAAUUUUCACUUAAAAUGACAUACCCAAAUCUAACUGCUUAUAGCUCAGGACCUGAAGCAAGGAUAUGCAUAUUUUUGAUACCAUUUGAAAGAAAACACUUUGAAGUUUGUGGAAAUGUGAAAUGAAUGUAGGAGAAUGUAACACAUUAGAUCUGGUAAAAGAUAAUACAAAGAAAAAAACGGUGUUUUUUGUAUAUAUUUUUUUUUAUACCAUCCGCUUUGAAAUACAUUAUGGCCUUUCUCUUGCAUUAUUCCAGCCCAGGCACAAUUUAGAUUUUGGCCACUAGAUGGCAGCCGUGUAUGUGCAAGGUUUUAGACUGAUCCAAUAAACCAAGGCAUUUCUGUUCAAAA
This is a messenger RNA of Salmo salar (Atlantic salmon), 2210 nucleotides long. The record is from RefSeq and is a predicted model, not a curated record. NCBI's taxonomy places the organism in Eukaryota, Metazoa, Chordata, Actinopteri, Salmoniformes, Salmonidae.